Phalaenopsis equestris is the source of this 1138-nucleotide messenger RNA. Its product is annotated as putative hydrolase C777.06c. The transcript is spliced from 12 exons. The coding region runs from base 38 to 1069 and encodes 343 amino acids. Lineage: Eukaryota; Viridiplantae; Streptophyta; Magnoliopsida; Asparagales; Orchidaceae. The record is from RefSeq and is a predicted model, not a curated record.
AAACCAAUGAGUAGUUAGGCAGGCCGCAGCCGAUUCGAUGGUGUUGCUCUCCCUGCUGCCACUCGCUGGUCCUUUUUCCGGCUUUCUCCUCCGCGCCGGAUGGAGAGCGCCACUUGUCGGUCGGCGCUUCUGCGUUCUCGAUCGACGGCUUAAUCAGAAUCGCUUUUGUUGCAGCUUGAUAAGUAGAGAUACAGAUAUUAAAAAAACAGCAGAACAGUCUGAAAUUAUUUUCUUAGGCACAGGAACCAGCGAAGGUAUCCCUCGAGUUAGCUGCCUCACUAAUCCCUCAAAAAGCUGCAAGGUCUGCCUAAAAGCGACUGAGCCUGGCAGUAAGAAUAGGAGACGCAACACGAGCAUCGUUAUCCGUUACACUAGUGAUAAUGGAAGCUUUAACAUUCUUGUUGAUGUUGGCAAAUUUUUCUACCAUAGUGCUCUGCGGUGGUUUCCUACUUUCGGGUUGAGAAAUAUUGAUGCAGUCAUAAUUACACAUUCUCAUGCUGAUGCAAUUGGAGGACUUGACGAUCUUCGUGAUUGGACAAAUAAUAUCCAGCCAUUUAUUCCAGUUUAUGUGGCAAAGCGUGAUUUUGAGGUGAUGAAAAUGACUCAUUACUACUUGGUGGAUACAAGUGUUGUUUCAGAAGGUGCUGCAGUCUCAGAGUUGCAAUUUAAUAUAAUAAAAGAAGAGCCAUUUGUUGUACAUAAUCUCAAGAUAACCCCUUUGCCCGUCUGGCACGGCCGAGGAUAUCGUUCGCUUGGUUUUCGAUUCGGCGAUAUCUGCUACGUAAGUGAUGUGAGUGAGAUACCUCAAGAAACAUAUUUGCUUCUCAGAGACUGUGACUUACUUAUUCUGGACAUGCUACGACCGGAUCGUUCUUCCUCGACGCAUUUCGGAUUGCCCAGAGCUUUGGAAGAGGUUCGAAAAAUCCGACCGAAAAGAACUCUCUUUACUGGCAUGAUGCAUCUAAUGGAUCAUGAAAAAGUGAGCGAAGAUCUUGCAAAACUGAAGGAAUUGGAGGGCCUUGAUUUGCAGUUGAGUUAUGAUGGUCUGAGUGUACCUGUGAAUUUAUAAAUUCUUUGAAUAUUUUGUUCUGCGUUGAAUUUAUUUAUUUAUUUUUUUGCUAUUUUUUUGGCAUUUACA